Messenger RNA from Strigops habroptila (Kakapo), 1506 nucleotides. RefSeq names its product lysosomal acid glucosylceramidase-like. Gene Ontology annotation, biological process: glucosylceramide catabolic process. The record is from RefSeq and is a predicted model, not a curated record. Gene Ontology annotation, molecular function: glucosylceramidase activity. Bases 1 to 1461 code for a protein of 486 amino acids. Lineage: Eukaryota; Metazoa; Chordata; Aves; Psittaciformes; Psittacidae. The transcript has 7 exons.
AUGGGGCCGGGCUGUGCCAGCAUCUUGGGCUGGCUCCUGCUGGCGCAGGCAGCAUGGCAAGCAGCAGGCGGCCGUCCCUGCGAUGCCAAGGACUUCGGCCAGGGCUCGCUGGUGUGUGUCUGCAGCGCCACGUACUGCGACACGCUGGACCCUGUGGUGCUGCCGGCCCACGGUACCUAUGUCAGGUACGAGAGCAGCAAGGCCGGGAAGCGGCUGGAGCGCAGCGAGGGGAGCUUCCAGCACAACGCCGCCACUCCAGAUUUCCACCUCACCCUGGACACAGCACAGCGGUACCAGAAGGUGAAGGGCUUUGGUGGCUCCGUCACAGACUCGGCUGCCAUCAACAUCUUGUCCCUGUCCAAGGAUGCUCAGAACCACCUUCUCCGCUCCUAUUUCUCUGAGGAAGGCAUCGAGUACAACCUUGUGCGCGUCCCCAUGGCCAGCACCGACUUCUCCGUCCGCCUGUACACCUAUGCUGAUGCCGAGGGUGACUUUGAGCUGAAGCACUUCAACCUGACGGAGGAGGACAUGCGGAUGAAGAUCCCCAUCCUCCGGGCAGCCCAGGCAAUGGCCAAGCGGCCGCUGUCGCUCUACGCCAGCCCCUGGACCUCCCCAGUCUGGAUGAAGACAAACGGCGCGAUGACGGGGAGGGGGACACUGAAAGGCAGCCCCGGGGACAAGUACCACCAGGCCUGGGCCAAGUACUUCAUCCGGUUCUUGGAUGAAUACGCCAAACAUAACCUGACCUUCUGGGCAGUGACGGCGGGGAACGAGCCCACGGCCGGAGAGAUCAUCUUCUACCCCUUCCAGUGCCUGGGCUUCUCCCCUGAGCACCAGCGGGACUUCAUCGCACGGGACCUGGGCCCCGCGCUGGCCAACAGCUCCCACCGUGAUGUCCGGCUCAUCAUCCUGGAUGACCAGAGGGUGAUGCUGCCUUAUUGGGCCGAGGUGGUCCUCAAAGACCCCGUGGCUGCCAGCUACAUCAGUGGCAUCGGCAUCCACUGGUACCUGGACUUCCUGGCGCCCAUCGACCUCACGCUGUCCAUCACCCACCACCUCUUCCCGGAUUAUUUCCUCCUCUCCACCGAGGCCUCCACCGGCUCCUACUUUUGGGAGCCCAGGGUGGUGCUGGGUGGCUGGGACCGCGGCAGCAAGUACAGCCACAGCAUCCUGACGGUAGGGCUCGGCUGGGGACAUGGAUGUGCCAACCCCUGCGCCCGCCAUGGCUCAGCACCAUCCUUUGCCCCACAGAAUCUCAACAACUACGUGACGGGUUGGACUGACUGGAACCUGGCCCUGGACAUGAAGGGGGGCCCCAACUGGAGCAAGAACUACGUGGACAGCCCCGUCAUUGUGGACAGCAGCAAGGACAUCUUCUACAAGCAGCCCAUGUUCUACCACAUGGGGCAUUUCAGGUGGGUCAUGCCUGGGAGUGGGGCUGGGGUGAUGCCACCAGCCUGAGAGCGGGGUCCUCAUCCCUGCCUGGUGCUGUCCCUGCAGCAAGUU